AUGGUGCUGCAAGCCUUUCUUCGCCAGAGCACCUUGAAGCAUGGUAGAGCACGACGACUUGCCGCCGUUCAGGGACUCUUCGAAGGGAACAAGGACAAUUCCCUGGGACUGGAUCCUGCUCGCUAUGACCCGAAGUUCCCCAGAGCCUAUGACCACGGCCUGCCGAAGAAGCACAUCCCCUUCACCUCUGGGUCCACCCGCUUUGACCACAGGGGCAAGAAGGACUACCGGCCUGGUCCCGGUGACUACAACGCCGCGAAGCAGACGCUUGCGGGUGCGUUGACAGUGUCUGCCGCGAAGACCAUGGGGGUUGCGCCAGCAGAGCAGCGCUUGCUCUUCAAGUCUACGAGUGCGCCCUCCAUCCCGCGAGACCAUCAGUGCUUUGGCUACGACGAGGCUGGUGAUGGCCGGCUGAUCCGACAGGGCCGGAAAGACGGCAUCCAAGAGCUCACCGGCAAGCCGGGUGAUAGCGCCGGGCCUGGACACUACGAUGUGACCCAGGCCAAAGGCAUUGCCAACGGGGCCAAAGGUGGCAGAAUUAUGCCGCCUUCAUUCGACCCCGCCGCGAAACCCUCCGAAACGCCAGGCCCAGGUCAUUACAUCGCAAAGGCCUUCGGCAAGGAGACUGAGAAGCCCAUCUACUCGUCUUUCGCCUCGCAGUCAGAACGAGAUCCGAAGUCGGAGAAGAAGGGUGUCGAGAUGCCUGGGCCCGGGCAGUACUACUCCAGCAGGCCGUUCAAGCGUGCGACGCUGCGGGAAAUGCAUCCGGAGCUGCAGUACUUCGGAAGCACGGCGGAACGCUUUCCCGAGGGCGAGGCUGUGGUGGUCGCGAGCCAAACUCCGGGCCCGGGCCAGUACGGUGACGUGGACUACCGGAAGAAGGCUUCGAAGAGUUUCGCCUGGCAGAAUGGAAAGCGCUUCCAGGACCCGGGGCAGAUGGCCAAGAAGGUCCAAGGCCCUGGACCGGGGUCCUAUGAUCCCACGAGCAGCGAUGGCAAGACCAGUGGGAGAACCGGUACCGUCUCCAUCCUCGGCAGCACCGGCAGUCUGGCCUUCGGUAGCAUGGAGGCACGGCGAGGCAUAGCAGACCCGAAGAAGGGGCAGGAGCCGGGACCCGGUGCCUACUACGAGGGCGUCCUUGGGGAGGCCUCCCAGGGCAGCGACCCGGGGUCCGAGCCGAGGAGAGUCCGCAAAGUCUUCCCUCCGAGCUCCUGCUUCAGAUCUACAGUGCCCAAGGACAUCAUGGUGGCGCAGUACCAGAAGGACGGCCAGGUCGGUCCUCCGCCGGGUGCGUACAGCCCGAAGAGUCUCAAAGCCAUCGGUGCCGUGCAGCACGUUGCAUCCAAGGGCGAGGGCUUUGGCUCUGUCACUAUCUCAGCAUCCGAGGGCUAA
This is a messenger RNA of Symbiodinium sp. CCMP2456, 1392 nucleotides long. Lineage: Eukaryota; Dinophyceae; Suessiales; Symbiodiniaceae. The record is from the annotation of a GenBank genome assembly.